AAUUGACGCGAAAAUGAACAUCCGUUCGUUCGAAUUUGGCUUGCAUUGCUUAGCUUGCCAAUCAACUGAGAUUUGAAGUCUACAGAAGUUAUAUUCUUCUGACUAGACCCAAUAAUUUUGUUAGAACGAACUUAACUUCCGUCAGAAGCUACGGGAGAUAAAUCAGAGCUCGUUAUUUCCCGACUAUAGGUAAAGUCUACCUCAGGCUUAGGCCGCUUAGAUAGUUACCCAUGUUCACAGCCGGAGCUUAUCCCAGUUUCUGUAGCGAAGCGACUAGGCGUAUUUCUACUCCCUUCAGGAUGUGAUGCUAGUCCAUCGCAGGCAACUCCCAGAAUUAAAUUCGUCGGUACUAUACACCUGAGUGGAGAGAGGCACUGCGAGAGCAAAGUUAGACUCUCUAAAAGUCCUUCCGAUAAUUCCACCUUGGCCGUUGGCUAGCUAGAAGAUUGCCCUCUUGCUUCGUUCGAGCAAGAAGAAUAAGCGAAGGAUUUUAUAAGCAAAGGUCGACUUGUCAGGAAAGUCUAGAGUAAAGUGUCUUGCCCUAGGCUGUUCCAGGCUCUCGGUCAGGGGACGAACGGAAAAAAAGGACGAGAGAAAAAAUGAAGGAGAACAGGCUAGUCUUGCCCAAGAACACAACGCAAUGACCAUGUAUGGCGUCCAGCAUGCUGGUCAUCAGUGUACUGCGCCUCCGCACUCGGACUAUGUUCGGACACAAAUUUCUUCUUUUUCGGCAAACGGCUGAAAAAACCGGGUCUGCCUACCAUUUGUGGUCACGCGAGUGCACUUAAGACGUGAUUGUUUAUUAAAAAAACUGUUGUUGUAUUUGUAAGCAAGUGAAACAAUUACUUAAUUAUCAACUUAAAAUGAACAGAGAUUUAUUUAUCCUGACGAAGCGUUUACCCUGACAACGCUACGACUUUUAUUUUCAAGCUGAUAAUUAACUACUGUUUCUUAUUCGAUAUUAAGCGCAAGAAAACAACUUACUUCGUGUCAUGCUCCAUCUCUUCUUCCGAUAACAACUGAGAUAUUUUUUUUACUUUUUUUUCCUUUUGCGUGGUCCGCAGUUUUAUGUGGGUGUGGUUUUCAGCUGAAGCCAUUUGACAUGCAGCUAUUUGUCAGUUUCAGUAGAACAGUGAUACGCAAAAAAGGAUACGUCAGCUGUUAGAGGGAUGUUGGAGAGAUUCUAAAUUAUGUUCAACUUAGUUCUCACUGCAUAAGAAAUAUAUUGCAAAUAAUUUUGUAUGUUAGGUAGUUUUAAGAAAAAUGUCGUAAGUUAUGAAUCUUUAAUUUAUGAAAUAGAAGUUUUGAAAUAGUUACUUUAUCCAAUUUAAUGGUGUCGUUUGCGCUAGAACGACCAGAUACUUUAAGCUACUUUAGUAAAGGAUAUGUGUACAAAUAUCAGUUUUCGGUCUAUAUUUCAUCACCAGGGCUAAAAGAAAAGCGGCGAAGAUAGUUGGAACAAAGGUUUCACACACUUCAGCACGUGACUUGAGGGGGCCGACAUGUGACACUCGAUACAUCAGCUAUUGUAGCUAUUUUUAAAAAGAUAUAAAAUUGAUAGUUUACCUAUCAACUUCAUGGAUUAAAUAUUACAAGGUCUUCCAAACAUUUCUUUCCUGCUGCACCACGGCACGAUCUCAGGGCUACCGAAGGAUUCGGUUUUGGUAUGUGGACAAUUUUUUCCUCUUUUCUCUUCGUGCGCGUCACGUUUUCUCCCUCGGGUCAUUAACGAAGAGCUAAUUAUUUGCGCGAGCGAUUUUGUCCAUUGUGAUUUAAAUGACGCAGAAAUUCACUUAGGGCGGCAUUGAGCAAUGAUUAAACUUUUAUUUAUACGUUUGUUUGACAUCUUAAGUACCAUGUUUGCCUUGCGUGUACUCGGUGUGGAGUGAAGCGCUCAAGUUUAAGAGGGGCUGAUGACGAAGAUUGCUGACCUGUUGAACUAUAAAUAUCGGUCAUGCAAUACAAGCUAAUACAGCAACAACAGAAAAACGGAAAGAUGACUGAACACAUUGUUUUGACAUAGUAGCUUUGCAGUUGCCAUGAACUCACGCUCUGUCGAUGAUCCAGAAUGGCUAUUUGUCAGUGGAACUUCAAACACUUGGAAGUUGUGGGCACCAGUUACGCUUCUCCGACAGAAUGGGCUACGAUUCGUGGCCGAAUUCCUCAACUGAAAGUAGAGAGGCGUAAACCAGCUAUCGAUGGCAGGAAGGAUUCUCAAACUGCGGAGCCAAGGACACCGGCGCGUUCCUCUGCGAAACGGCAAAGUCUCUUGCACGUUAAGCCGCCUAAAGAAAAAGUUGUCACAGUCAAGGUGGUAUUGCCUAAGGAGAAGCCCAAAGUUCUUGAAAGAAAUUACUUAUGUACUUGCGAGCGAGAACGGAGCGUUUCCGGCGCUCCGAAAGACGAUUCUGGAGACGUGGAAGAAAUCGAGUUUAAUGAACUCAUGAAGGUUUUUCUGAAAUGCUUUGAAGGUCCCAGAAAGGAAUCAUCAAAGGCAUUAAGAAAUGUAGCAAAAGGCUUUCAAGGGAGCAGAAUUUUAUCAAGCGAUGAAGCAGUACAGGUCUUAAAGUUGCUCGACAUGGAUAAUUAUGGACUUAGGGAGAGUGUGCUCUUGACGAUAGGUCAACUGUGCACCAGUACCUUGAAUGUCAAAAAAUUCUUGAAGAGGGGACUGCUUGAUGAGUUGAUCAAUCUCCUGUUACUAGCUGAAGACGACAACAUAGAGAAAGAGGCGCUUCUGUGUCUUAGCAAGGUGGUCGAGAAGACAGAGCAUGCAGAUCUCUGGUUGGAAGCAAUGACUCUAUCCGGAACAGAGGCGCUGUUUGGUUUGCUGAAAGCGUCAAAUCCGGCUUUGCAACAAACGGUGCUUUGCGCUAUCAAGAAUCUUGCUGCACAUCCCAAGAUGGCUCGGCUGUUCAUUGAUUACAGACUCGAAAGUGUUACACAGUUAUUAUCGUGCAAGAAUGCUCAAGGAAGGUCCACUGGGAAUCCAGAGAUACAGGGCCUGGUUACCCAAGCUUUGACAAACAUAAUUUCCCAUGAUUCAUCCACGGUCGAGAUGUUUCUUUCUAAGUAUGAUGACGUCAUCAAGAAUGUUCUAGAUCUUUUGCAGUACGGUCCUUGUCUUCAGCAGCAAGGAUCUGCACGCCUGUUAGCGACUUUGGCAUUUUACAAACCAGGUUUAUCAUCACUCAUAACCCACAAUGCCGUGGGGCAUCUGUUAUGGGCGGUCACGUGUUCUCAGUGCAGACUUCUUAGAGAACAGGCAAGCAUUGCCCUAAAAAACAUUUCAGCGAAUCCGGACAAAACAGCCGCCAUCUCAGCCUUGAGUCAAGUGGCUCUUAGAAAAGCUGAUUCACAGGAUGAAACAAGCUGGGAUUCAGACAGUUCAGGAAUAUUUUCUUUAAGUGAAAAGAACUUAAAAAGACAGUCAUCGAGUAACUUUUCCGGUACAUCCAGUCCCGGUGCCGUACUUAACAGAGAAGCUGGCUCAAAAAUUCAACGGACUAUUUCAGAGUUAACUUCUCUUUUAACGUUAGUCUUUCAAAGUGAUGCUCUCUGGAGAUGUGGUGCAGAGAGACAAUUUUUGAAACCAAUUAGUGCUGGUGGUCUUAGAUCAACAAGGCUAAAGAAGCCGAACAAUUUUCGUGGGAAAGAAAUGUACCUGAGAAGUUUACGUGUGCUUACUAAUUGCCUGGUGAUCAUGUCAAAUGUGUUGCUGAUAAGUGAGAACAUGGAAAAUACGAGCAGAGAUGAAUUCGUUCAAGGGAGGCGAUUGAAUCAAGUGGCACUAAUAAUUCAGAACGGUGGCCUUAAAUUUCUUCACGAUUUAGAGUUCCUUAGCGGUAAACUGUUGCAAGUUAACCCACCUUUGUUUCACAACAUUGAUCCGACAACUCUACCCCCGAAAGAAAUCACAACGACCCUGAAAAACGCACGGACAGACUUGAUAUUUGAGAGUGCGAACAAAAGAAAAGAAUCUUGCAAAAGUUACCCGGAGUUCGGAUUUGAACAGAACGAAAUAGACUUCGUGAAGGCAGCAGUUCAUGUACUUUGCUUGUUCGCCAAUGCUACAGCGCCCGAGUUCGACCCUUGCAUGGAAGACAUAGAGGUGCUUGACAGAUCUAAGUCGAAGGCAGGAAAGAGACAAAUUACUUUCCAGAACUCUGCUGUGUUAGUCAGGAAUGUUAUGAGGAUCACAUCGGGACGUGGAGGCCGAAGGAUCAUACGAAGAUCGAGUAGUGCCAGGUCCCUGACGCGCAAGUUGUCCCAAGCUAGCAUUACUUCCACAAGGUCAGCAAAAUCGUUUCAUUCCUCCCCAAGUAAUGCAGACCAAUCAACGCCUUCUCUCAAUUCUACUGGUGCUCAAGACUUGCGCGAGACAACACACUACGUGAAACAAAGCUUGCUAGAUGCCAAGGUCAUUUGCUGUUUGGCACCAUGGAUCAUGUGUGGAAUUUACGAGAUUCAGGCUAAUGUACUCAAAGUCAUAAGGUAUCUUCAACACAGCAAAUACGCCUCCUCGGCAACAGGGCCUCACAGCCAACCGGCACCAAAAGAGGCCUGGACCUCAAGAGUUCCACCAUCUCUGACAUCUCGCAGCAGCACUCUUAGUCAGCGGUCGUCGAGUGCUGCGACACCAGUUCGUAAGACAGUUCGUAACGGUAUGAACAAGUCAAAGUACCUGGGAUUUACAUGUGUUCGACACGUGAUUCAACACUGCGGGGGGUAUCUGCUGGACUCACUGGCGCCGCCAGUACCACCUACGUUAGGGAAGACGACUCUAAUGGUUUUGAGAGAAGCUGUGGUUAAUGGCGAGGCUGACACGCGGCUCAAAAUAGUCAAGCUUGGAUGCUUCGCACAAGUGAUUGAAUACAUCCGGGGAAAUGAAGAUGACGAGACCCUUCAGGCGCUAGGGAUUGUGGUUAUCCGCAUGCUUGUUGGGAAUGAUGUUUCACUGAAACAGCUUUUCCUUGCUCACGGAGGAAUGAACUUGAUAAUGGCUUUACAUCAAUACAAGGAGGGAAUUGUAAAGGAGCAAGCAGCACACACCAUGUUCACUUUUAGAAGAGGAGGAGAGAAUUCUCGAGUACACCGGAGAUCAAGGACGGCUGAUGGAAGAAUGAAAAGGCGUCAAAAGUUGACUGACUGUGCCGACAUCUGGGAAGAAGUGGGAGAAAAAUGGAAAGGCCAAGAUCAAGUACUGAAAGUGCUAAAAAAGUUUAACGUGCGAUAUUGAACAGCACGACCCGAAUUUGAAGAUUUUUCAGCGACUUCAAUAUUUUUUUUGCUUUCUGUGGUACUACACGGAAAUUAAAGCUGUAUGUUUUGAAGUUUGUCAUUUGGAAUCGAUCUCAAUCAGUUUUACCCAAUUUGAAACUAGGAUAAGUGUUGGGGGCAAUGUCUAACAACUGAUUCCUGCUCUAGCGUGCAUCAUCGAGUCAUAUAUGGUCCACACGGGAAGUUUGGAGAGCACUCAAGAAGGAGGGUCUUACAGGGGUAUUCUCGUAAUGCGUGAUUAGCUGAUUUUGUUUACCGUGAAACGUGAAUUUAAGAAAUUAUUCUUCGUGAUCGGUGACCUGAAGGGUUUGCGAGACCCGUGAAGACCGAUAUUCGUGAUUUCACCACUAUAUUCUUCGUGAUUUUGAGACGCAAGUCCUCCGAAUGGUUAAUGGUUGAAAAGUGAUUGCAAUAAGGAGCCUUUACUCAGCCAUUCGCGAUUUUGCUUUCUUCAAACACUCUUUCUAACGUAAGAGCAGGUUAUUAAAAAAAGUACCUUACUCGCUUAUUUUCGUGAUUCGAGAAAAUGAAAUUUUGAUAUCCGUGAUCCGUUAUUUUUUCCGCUCGUGAACCGUGCCAGAGGACCACCCACCCCCACCCCUGUUAAACCCCCAAGAAGCUUAAAAACUGUUCGAGGUGCAGCCGAGAGCAACUCUAGCUUCUUGAGUGCUCUUCCUCCAAACGUCCCAAGUGCAUCAUUUCUCGAUGAUGCAAGGCUGAAAUCAUGACUCAGUUGUUCUAUAUUAUUGCCAAUGGAAACGUUAUGAGCUUGAUGCACGGUUAUGUAUACUGAAUUUCAUAGAGCGACUUUGCUUGCUCUGUUGUAAUUUUAUUUACAGCAUUGUAUUUUCUAGGCUCAUCCUAAUCACAGGAUACAGGCCUAAAUUGUUAUAAAAAUUAAAAUGAAAUGAAGUUGGUUACAA
Orbicella faveolata is the source of this 6203-nucleotide messenger RNA. RefSeq lists its product as uncharacterized. Gene Ontology annotation, molecular function: protein binding; protein-membrane adaptor activity. NCBI's taxonomy places the organism in Eukaryota, Metazoa, Cnidaria, Anthozoa, Scleractinia, Merulinidae. The record is from RefSeq and is a predicted model, not a curated record. Gene Ontology annotation, biological process: nucleus-vacuole junction assembly.